AUGUACUCUCGAUCAUCUCGUUAUCCUCUCGGAACUUUGUCAAAAGUUUCGUUCCGUUUUCCCAAUCUCUCUGUUCCUUCUAGAGGCUUUGGCUCAACUGGUCAGAUUCUCUCUUUGGCUAUUUCGCACAAAACUUCUAGUGGGCCUGUCAAUGCGACCACCUUUAUAUCUAAACCUCCGGAAAGCAGUCCCCUAUUGCCUGUUAAGAAGGGACCCGUUAACUUUAGCCACAGCAUUCGUACAAAACCUAUGCAUCCUCGAUCCCCCAAAGAUACAGGUCCGGCUCGUGAAGUUCACAUUGCCGUCAAGGUCAGGAACCUGUGUCAAGCUGGGAAGCUCGAUCAAGCUGUCGAAGUAUGUGUGGGAGCCCCUGCAGCUUUGCAAGGAGCGACUGCGUGGAACACAAUUAUCCAUCACGCACUAUCCGAAGAAAGAUAUAAUUAUGCCUAUACGCUAUACCAGCAAAUGAAGAGGCGACACAUUGUGCCCACAAUAUCGACCUACACGUCAUUCAUGUCAGCCUAUGCGCAUGCGAAGCCUAAAAAUCUUACCGCAAUUCAAUUGGAACGUAUCCAUAAACUCUACAAGGAUUGGAGUAACCUAGCUGCAUCCGCACGGACUGAAAAUGCUAUCAAUGCUAUCACCUGGGUGCCCCCUGCAGCCGCAUAUAUCAGUGUUCUAGGCAAUGCAAAACUCUAUCAGUCAAUAUGGGACGUAUUUUAUGAUCUCGAAACCGAAGGCCCGCUCGCUCCGAACCAAUUUGUAUUCACAAAUAUGUUCGUUGCCUUCCACAAGCGUACCACAACAUCUACCAAUACCUUGGACGGGGCCACUUCCGAAGACGCAGUUUCUGCCAAUGACAUAUCCGCUAAUUUCGAUCCUAAUGGAAUCGAUACGGUUGCUCCUACUCCCAGCAGUGAUAUCAAGAUUCAGAAUGCGCAGGAUGCUAGACUACUUUGGCGCCUGCUCCUUCGGGCACUUGAGCGGUGCCCCUUUCCAGUAGACUCUCAUCUGGUUGUUGCAGCACUUAGGGCUCUUCAGCAUGGGGGAAAACCAGAGCUUGACUUGGCCCUGGAAAUCAUCGACAAGUAUUUAAACUUACGCGCCCCGAGUGCGCCGGCACCGUCCAAAACGAGUAAAGCUUUGAAGCUCAAUUUUCGGCUACUUGAUGUAGCAUUGUCCGUCUGCAAUGCUGCUAAACGGCCUGACCUGACCCGUCAUUUCCUGGACGUUCUAACUGCUCCCGAGCACCCACAGCGCUACCUUGUCAAUGCCGGCGCCAUGAAUCAUUUAAUUAAGACGUAUAUAUCUUUGGGUGAUACGCGCCAGGUUAUUAGAACAAUUGAUUGGAUGAUCCGCGAGGGUGCCCUUCCUGGGGGGCUUGAUGUUAUGCCUGGGGGCAGCUCUUGGUCCAUGGCACUUAGAGGUUGCCUCGAUGCACAAGACUGGAGUGCUGCCAAAACUCUGACCAAGCGAUUGGCUAGUACGGUGAAUAGCAAGCGCAUCAUAGAUCCAGAGACUAUCUACCUAGUGCUGAAAAUUACGUACGUCUUGAAGCCUCCUAAUAAACAACUACACGAGCGACAACUUCGCCAAGCGUUGGAUGCGGUUUAUUACGUUGUGAAUUUAUGGCCAAAGAACCCGAACGCGAUGCAACCAAAAUAUGCCGAGGAUAACCCUGUGAAAGCAGAAAGACGACUUGUUUUUCGGAACGCAUUGGGGGACCUAGUAAAGAAGAUAUUGAACGAAUUUGAAGGACUAAAGACCAUUCCUGGGUUCAACGAUUUGGGCUAUCGACUUAAAGAACUACGAACGCGAGUUCCCGCCGAUGUUUCAGCACAAUAUGAAGCUUAUCUUUGA
Messenger RNA from Rhizoctonia solani, 1860 nucleotides. Its product is annotated as pentatricopeptide repeat-containing protein 5, mitochondrial. The record is from RefSeq and is a predicted model, not a curated record. Gene Ontology annotation, molecular function: protein binding. NCBI's taxonomy places the organism in Eukaryota, Fungi, Basidiomycota, Agaricomycetes, Cantharellales, Ceratobasidiaceae. The transcript is spliced from 2 exons. Bases 1 to 1860 code for a protein of 619 amino acids.